UGGCGCUGCAGGAUAAGAAGGUACAAAACGAACAGCAGCUGCAGCUCCAUUAACUUGCAAAAUUUACCAUCAGAGCUUGGAAGCCCACCGGAAGCGUGGAUGCCAAAGAAAGGCAGAGUGGGUCCUCUGAAAAGGACUACUUGCUGGAAUAUUUCUGAGGUGUAAUAUCUGGUGGAAUAACCGCGACCUCGGACACUAGGACUUUACAGUUCUGCAGAACCACCCUCACAGGAGGCUGUACGGAACAAUGGAGCCCAGCGGGAAGCUCAUUUGCAGACAAAGGCAAGUCCUGUUUUCCUUUCUUCUCCUUUUGGUCUUAACCGUGGCGGGCGCGGCGGAGCUUAGGCGCUAUUCUGUGUUGGAGGAAACUGAAGGCAGUUUCUUUGUAACCAAUUUAGCAAAGGACCUGGGUCUGGGGCAGAGGGAACUCUCUAGGCGGGGGGUUAGGGUCGUUUCCAAAGGCAACAAACUACAUCUGCAGCUUGAUCAGGAGACAGGAGAUUUGUUGCUAAAUGAGAAACUGGACCGCGAGGAACUGUGCCGUCGCACAGAGCCCUGUGUGUUACGUUUCCAGGUGUUGCUAGAGAGUCCCUUAGAAUUUUUUCAAGCUGAGCUACAAGUGGUAGACAUAAAUGAUCACUCUCCAGUAUUCCUGGACAAAGAAAUGUUGCUACAAGUAUCAGAGAACAGUCCUCCUGGGACUACAUUUCCCCUGAAGAACGCUCAAGACGUGGAUGUAGGCCGAAAUAAUAUCGAGAACUAUAUAAUCAGUCCCAACUCCCAUUUUCGAGUCCUUACCCAGAAACGCAGCGAUGGCAGGAAAUAUCCAGAGCUGGUGCUGGACAAAGCUUUGGAUCGCGAGGAGGAACCUGAGCUCAGGUUAACCCUCACAGCACUGGAUGGUGGCUCUCCGCCACGGUCUGGCACCGCUCAGGUCUACAUCCAAGUCUUGGAUAUCAAUGACAACGCUCCUGAAUUUGAGCAGCCUUUCUAUAGGGUGCAGAUCCCUGAAGACAGUCCGAUAGGAUUCCUGGUUGUCACCGUCUCUGCUACGGAUGUAGACAUAGGAAUCAAUGGAGAAAUUUCCUACUCACUUUUCCAAGCUUCAGAAGAGAUUAGCAACACCUUUAGGAUCAAUCCCUUGACAGGAGAAAUUCAGCUAAAAAAACAAGUUGAUUUUGAAACAAUUCAGUCCUACGAAGUCAAUAUCGAGGCGAGAGAUGGUGGAAGCUUUUCUGGAAAAUGCACUGUUCUGAUUCAAGUUAUGGACGUGAACGAUCAUGCCCCAGAGGUUACCAUGUCUGCCUUUACCAGUCUGGUACCUGAGAACUUGCCUGAGACUGUGGUUGCAGUUUUCAGUGUUUCAGAUCUUGAUUCGGAAGAAAAUGGCAAAAUAAGUUGCUCUAUUCAGGACGAUCUACCCUUCUUCCUGAAAUCUUCUCUGGAAAACUUUUACACCCUACUAACAGAGAGACCUCUGGACAGAGAGAGGAGAGCCGAAUACAACAUUACCAUCAUAGUCACUGACUUGGGGACACCCAGGCUGAAAACACAGCUCAACAUAACCCUGCUGGUCUCCGACGUCAAUGACAACGCCCCUGCCUUCACCCAAACCUCCUACACUCUGUUCGUGCGCGAGAACAACAGCCCCGCCCUGCACAUCGGCAGCGUCAGCGCCACUGACAGAGACUCAGGCACCAACGCCCAGGUCACCUACUCGCUCCUGCCGCCCGAUGACCCGCAUCUGCCCCUCGCCUCCCUGGUCUCCAUCAACGCGGACAACGGGCACCUGUUCGCCCUCAGGUCGGUGGACUACGAGGCCCUGCAGGCUUUCGAGUUCCGCGUGGGCGCCACAGACCGAGGCUCCCCUGCGCUGAGCAGCGAGGCGCUGGUGCGCGUGGUGGUGGUGGACGACAACGACAACUCGCCCUUCGUGCUGUACCCGCUGCAGAACGGCUCUGCGCCCUGCACCGAGCUGGUGCCCAGGGCGGCAGAGGCCGGCUACCUGGUGACCAAGGUGGUGGCGGUGGACGGAGACUCGGGCCAGAACGCUUGGCUGUCGUUCCAGCUGCUCAAGGCCACGGAGCCCGGGCUGUUCGGCGUGUGGGCGCACAAUGGCGAGGUGCGCAUCGCCAGGCCGCUGAGCGAGCGCGACGCGGCCAAGCACAGGCUGGUGGUGCUGGUGAAGGACAAUGGCGAGCCUCCGCUGUCUGCCACCGUCACGCUGCACGUGCUCCUGGUGGAUGGCUUCUCCCAGCCCUACCUGCCGCUCCCGGAAGCGGCCCCGGACCAGGCCCAGGCCGACUCGCUCACCGUCUACUUGGUCAUCGCCUUGGCCUCUGUGUCCUCGCUCUUCCUCUUCUCGGUGCUGCUGUUUGUGGCGGUGCGGCUGUGCAGGAGGAACAGGGCGGCCUUGGGGGGUCGCUGCUCGGUGCCUGAGGGCCACUUUCCUGGCCAUCUGGUGGACGUCAGCGGCACCGGGACCCUGUCCCAGAGCUAUCAGUAUGAGGUGUGUCUGACGCGAGGUUCAGGGACCAAGGAGUUCAAAUUUCUGAAGCCAAUUUUAUCCAAUUUCCAGGGCCAUUCCCCUGGGUCAGAAAUUCAAGAAAGCUCCAACUUUACAAAUGACUUUGGUUUCAACAUUCAGUUAAAAUAAUCGUUCAUAAUCCACAUUUUAAUUUUUAUGAUAAAUUCAAGUAAUGGUUUUUCUGCCAAGCUAUUAUAAAAUUUAAAUUACAUUAAAUGUCCCUGUAGGAUUUCUCAUGUUGUCACUGUUUUAAGAAAUGGGAUCUCAUCUUUUUCUUCAUUCCUAUACGGACAUGAAUGGUCUUAAACUCUCUAAUCAAAAAACACUGAUGAGGUCAAUAGUUGUACAAAU
Lemur catta (Ring-tailed lemur) is the source of this 2878-nucleotide messenger RNA. RefSeq names its product protocadherin beta-13. Gene Ontology annotation, cellular component: plasma membrane. The coding region runs from base 248 to 2656 and encodes 802 amino acids. Lineage: Eukaryota; Metazoa; Chordata; Mammalia; Primates; Lemuridae. Gene Ontology annotation, biological process: homophilic cell-cell adhesion. The transcript has a single exon. Gene Ontology annotation, molecular function: calcium ion binding. The record is from RefSeq and is a predicted model, not a curated record.